Molecule: messenger RNA, 1227 nt
Organism: Penicillium angulare
Lineage: Eukaryota; Fungi; Ascomycota; Eurotiomycetes; Eurotiales; Aspergillaceae
Product: putative protein N-terminal asparagine amidohydrolase
Exons: 2
Coding region: 1-1227 (408 amino acids)
Biological process (GO): protein catabolic process
Molecular function (GO): protein-N-terminal glutamine amidohydrolase activity; protein-N-terminal asparagine amidohydrolase activity
Source: RefSeq, a predicted model, not a curated record
AUGCGCAUCGCAACGCUUCAAUUCGCCCCCAAGUUGGGUGAUCUUAAUGGCAAUAUCAGACGAGCCAAUGAGAUCCUCGAUCGCGGCAAGGUUCUUACGUCUGGAUUUAGUGGCGCGGUGAAAUCUAUAGCUAUCGAAACAGAAAGGCUAAGACCUGAUAUUUUGGUGCUGCCUGAGCUAGCAUUGACAGGUUACAAUUUCCCGUCACUGGAGGCUAUAAAACCACACCUAGAGCCUGCAGGCACAGGCCCGAGUGCUGAUUGGGCGCGACAGACUGCAAAACGCCUAAACUGCAAAGUCUGUGUUGGGUAUCCAGAGAUUGAGACCAAUGCAAAUGACGACACAGAAGCACCGAAAUACUACAAUUCCCUUAUUGUUGUCAACGAGGACGGCGAAGUAAUCCACAACUACCGGAAAUGCUUCCUGUAUUUCACCGACGAUAUUUGGGCAGCAGAGGGUAACGUGGAGCGGGGGUUCCAUGAGCUUGAGUUCCGUUCGCGGGAUGCACAGCGUAAACCCGGUGCUGCAACAGAUCUCGUGGGUGAUAUUUGCCGAGGAGACAGUGCCAGUGGCGAGGGGGAUAAUGUACGUGCAGGAACAAGCGCUCCUUCUGUACAGGAAUCAAGAUCAGAACACAAGAAAGUGGCAACAUCAUUCGGGAUCUGCAUGGACAUCAACCCUUACAAAUUCGAAGCACCCUACUCAGCGUUUGAGUUCGCCUCGCGUAUCAUGGACUCUCGAUCGCAGCUCGUGAUUCUCUCCAUGGCCUGGCUAACCAUGCACAGCCGCGACGCCUUGGCCGCUUUGAACAAGGACCCAGACAUGGAUACGUUUAGUUACUGGCUACAGCGGUUCAUGCCGCUGUUGGAGAAAGAGAUGCAGCAUGCACAGAAUCUAGAUGGUGAGCAUGAUGUGGAGACGACGGCUGCUGGUUCGCUGAAUUCAAAGCCGAAAGAGAAACAGGUGGUCAUUGUCUUUGCUAAUCGUGCAGGCGAGGAGCCGGCGGCAGAUGAUACUAAGCCGCCGGCGCUCUAUGCGGGGACCAGCGCCGUUGUUGCAGUGACGCAGCGGGCCGGGUCGGGGUCACGGGAGGGAGCACAGGCGGGGGCUCAGAUGGAUGUCAAAAUUCUAUGCUGGGAUCAACUAGGGGCGCAGGAGGAGGGCAUUUGUUUCGCGGAUACUACGGCAGAUCCGAAAAUGGUUUUUGGGCUUCGUAGUGCGGAGUGA